CUGCCGGCCCCGUGAUGGUGCGCCUCGGGCUGCGGCGGGUGGAGGACAGCGUGGCCGCCAAACACCCGGCGCUGCAGCAGUACGCGGCGUGCCAGGCCCACGCCUUCAUGAAGGGCAUCGGCACCUUCCUGGCAGGCGGCGGCGCUGCUUUUGCCGUGCAGAAGCUGGUGAACAAGAGGCUGCCGUACGCGCUGCAGUGGAACCUGCUGCUGUCUGUGGCGGCAGGGUCCUUGGCCAGCUAUAUGGUGACCAGAGUGGAGACGCAGAAAUGCUCGGACUUCUGGAUUUACUUGGAGACGGGCACAUCCCCGCAGGAGCACCGCACGGCUGAUGGAGCGCCUCAGCCUGCAGACAAUCUGUUCGGCCUGGAGGAUGCAGAGAGAGUGCCACCACCCGUGAGGAGGAACAAGUACGGGGACAUCGUGGAGUAGCCAGGAGCACGGUGUGCUGUGCCCACAUCCUGCUGCUGCCCUCAGCCCUUCUGUCUGCUUGGUGUGCCCCUGCAGUGUGGGAGACAUCUGCAGUGCUGCUGGGGAGCUCAGGAGACCCCCCAGCAGUUGUGUGUGAGCACCCAAUAAAAGUCCUGAGCUGAAUGCA
This is a messenger RNA of Lagopus leucura (white-tailed ptarmigan), 597 nucleotides long. RefSeq names its product transmembrane protein 141 (gene TMEM141). Lineage: Eukaryota; Metazoa; Chordata; Aves; Galliformes; Phasianidae. The record is from RefSeq and is a predicted model, not a curated record. Bases 15 to 431 code for a protein of 138 amino acids. The transcript is spliced from 5 exons.